Messenger RNA from Emiliania huxleyi CCMP1516, 1677 nucleotides. RefSeq lists its product as hypothetical. Bases 1 to 1677 code for a protein of 558 amino acids. Gene Ontology annotation, molecular function: transmembrane transporter activity. Gene Ontology annotation, cellular component: membrane. The record is from RefSeq and is a predicted model, not a curated record. NCBI's taxonomy places the organism in Eukaryota, Haptophyta, Isochrysidales, Noelaerhabdaceae. The transcript has 3 exons.
AUGGGCACGGACACGCCGCUGCUUGAGCGCCAGCAGAGGGGACACACCCCGCUCGGGCACGUCGUCCUGCUGCUCGUGAUUGUCCAAAUCACCUUUGCGGGCAACUCCGUCGUGGCCAAGGCGGCCUUGGACAAGAGCGUCGAUCCCAUUGUCUUCUCGUUCCUACGCGACGUUGGCGCGACGGUGAUCCUUCUCUGCGCCGCUCGGCUCGGCGGGCCUCGCUUCGCUGUCCCUCGCCGCGCCCAUUUCUGCUAUUUUGCACUCCUCGGCCUUCUCGGUGUGACUAUUGGGCAGAUGUUUCUCGUGAUCGCCCUCAAGUACACCACGCCGCUGAACGCGAUGGUGCUGCAGCCGUCGCAGCCAGUGCUCACAGUGCUCAUCGGCGCGCUCACUGGUUUGGAGCCUCUGCACGUGAGCCAAUGGCACGGCCAGCUCUCGAUCCUGGGUAUCGUCCUCGCGGCCGUCGGCGCCGCGCUUGCGCUGGCGUACGGCUCCGCAGCGCCGGGAGAGAACAGGGUUGGCCACCCGCCGCAGCAGCACAGCCUGCUCAUUGGGAACUGCCUACUCGGCACGCAGUGCCUCGCCGGCGCGCUCUACCAGCUGCUGCAGAAGCGCGUGCUCAGCCUCGACGGCGGCCGCUACCCUUCGCUGGCCGUCGCCUCUUGGGGCUAUGCGGCUGGCGCGGCAUUCACUGGUCCGGUGCUGCCGUUUGCGCGGCUGUCACGGGCGUCGUUUGCCCUCCCGCGCCUCGGCUGGCUCGCCCUCGCGUAUGCCGUGCUGCUCACGUCCGCCUUCAACUACGCGGCGCAGGCACAUCCUAGACACUUCCGAGACACUUCCGAGACACUUCCUGCUCACUCGACCUUCACCGCCGUCUUCGCCUUCGUCUUCCUCCACCAGCCGCCCACCGCCGCCGACCUCGCCGGCGGAGGCGUCAUCCUCGCGGGUCUCGCCGCCGUGACCGCCGCGCGCGCGGCGCGAGAGCGACGCACGGCCGCCGAGCCCGUCGCGCUCACAGCCGGAGGCGACCAAACGCCGCCGGGCGAAGCCGCCGCGAGUCGACCCCUGGCCACCCCAGGCGGCUGUGCGGCGGCGGCGGCGCUGCCGCCGGCGUGCUGUCUCGCGCCCAGCUGUGCGCCCGAGGCGCUCCGGGCCGCCAUCCAGUCCGAGGGCGCCGUGGCCAUACGCGGUUUCCUCUCGCCGAGUGCGACAGCAGAGGCGCGAGCGGAGGCUGAGCGGGUGGUGGCUGCGAUCCCCCGCCUCGUCGCGUCGGGCGCGGCGGUGACGGCGUGGCUUGCGCUCGACCCCGCGGACGAGGACAACGGCUGCCUGCGCUACGUGCGCGGCUCGGCCGCCGGCGGCGUGCGAGCGCACCACUAUAGCGGCGUGAUCGGCUUCUCGCAGACGCUGGACGCUGCCGCGGACGCCGCCGACGCCCAGAACGAGUUUGCGCUGCCCGCGGCGCCGGGCGACCUGCUGCUCCACACGGCGACGAUGGUGCACCGCGCCGACGCGAAUCUCUCUGAGCAGCGGCCGCGACGCGCCAUCGGCGCCAUCUUCUACGGCGCGUCCGCGCGCAUCGACGCGGCGUAUGCCGCCAAGCAGGCGGACAUCCACAGGCGCGCGCGCACUUUGCCGGGGCAGCAGGGCAGCGUUGCUCUUGCUGCCGACCCGUGA